AUGGGUCCCUGUAGGGCCCCCCAAAUGCUGCUGUCCCAUCGCCACACUCUGCCAUGUGCCACUUUCAGGUCUCCUCACACUCCGCUGGUUUCCAUUUUGUCCAAGGUUGCUUUAUGGCCUCCCAUUGCUGCUGCCACCACCGCCACACUGUGUCUCCAAACACUGGUUUUUGAGGCCCCGUGACCUGGCCAAAUGAGUGAAGUUUUGCGGUGAUUCAAAAUCGACGCACUCAUCUGCAUGUCAUACUGGACUUGACAGUAUUAUUUCUCUUCCCCAGCAGACUCCAAGGGCAUUUAAAUUAAAGGGUACAGUGUUUCCUGCACUAAUAUUA
Molecule: messenger RNA, 331 nt
Organism: Staurois parvus
Lineage: Eukaryota; Metazoa; Chordata; Amphibia; Anura; Ranidae
Source: the annotation of a GenBank genome assembly